Chilo suppressalis (striped riceborer) is the source of this 2352-nucleotide messenger RNA. Lineage: Eukaryota; Metazoa; Arthropoda; Insecta; Lepidoptera; Crambidae. The record is from the annotation of a GenBank genome assembly.
UCUGCUCUUACCGCCGAGUGGUGGUGUCGUGUGCCAGGUUGUGUUUGAAUGUAUCUGACAGUUUGUAGUUUCUAGUGAUUGUAAAUAGUGACAAUAAUAAUAUUACCAUUUAGGUGCUGAGAAAAAUGGGGUCUUGCAUUAAUUUUUUAUUAUUAUUGCCAUGUUUAAUAAAAGUAACGUUACAAGUUUCUACAGCUUCGUCAGACAGCUACGUGGCAGCGGUCCUGGAGUACAGUCCCGCUCUAGACACAGCUACCAACUUACGGAAUUACCUUCAAUACAUAGAGGAGGCCGCUAGCAAGGAUGCGGACAUCGUGGUGUUUCCAGAAAUGACACUGAAUAGAUUCCGGGAUCCGAUCGAAGUGGCAACAAACGGCACUCUGAAGGAACAUCCGAUUCCAGCAUUGAACGAGGAUUUGUACCAUGAGGUUCUCGUGAACAUAUCAAAAGCAGCGCGGGAGAACAGCAUCUAUGUGGUUAUAAACAUAGAAGAGGUCAUGUAUUGCAACACCACCACUCCAAACGAGUACUGCCCUGAGGAGAAGGUCUACCUCUUCAACACCAACGUGGUCUUCGACAGGAAAGGAGCAGUUAUUGAUAGGUACCGCAAGAUCCACUUAUUUGGCGAGUUCUCUCGUACCCCCGCCUUGAAGCCCGACCUGGGUGUGUUUACAACGGACUUCGGCGUGAAGUUCGCACAUUACAUCUGUUUCGACCUGCAGUUCCAGGUGCCGGCUGUGCAGGUCGUCGACAAGCUCAACGUGACCGACGUCAUCUUCACUACGAUGUGGUUCUCGGAGAUGCCUUAUCUGAGUGCUGUGCAGAUCCAGGAAGGUUACGCUUUUGCCAUGGAUGUCAACUUUAUUGCUGCAGGUGCGAAUAACGUCCGAUUUGGAAGUUCAGGAUCAGGCAUUUUUUCCGGCAAAGCUGGUGCUCUGGUCAGCGUCAUGCCAGGUUUGCCAACUACAAAACUUCUCGUUGCUACUGUACCGAAAGCUCCAGGACAGGUGACUGGUCCCAAACCUGGUCCUAUCUACAAUAACCCGGAAGACCACGACAGCCUGACCCUCAUCACGGACCCCUCUCUCAGGGCCCACUACACCAGGGUGCUGACUCCUGGAUUGCAACAGUUCACGAUGUCAGCUGGGGAUAUCGUCUGCGAUUUCAAAGUCAAUAUGACUGAGAAUGAAUCGGAGGCUGAUGUUCCUCGCUACCAGUAUCGUGCUGCAGUGUUCGACGGUAUCCGCAGCUACUCCGGUUUUGUCACGGGUGGCACGCGACUCUGCUCCAUCAUAUCGUGCACUGGAGAUACCCCCGACACUUGCGGGAGACGGUUUCCUCAAUACGCGCCGAAAUCUACGGCAAUCUUUCACGAGCUUAACAUUAUUGCUACCGUACCAACACCACGUAUUGAUGCAGAGUUAGAAUCAAGAGAUACAGUUUACUUCCCGCUCUCCCUGGACACGUCUAUUAUGCCCUUAGAACCUGACUACUACACGUAUAGUGAAGACAAAAACGAAGAAGUGACUGUUUACAAUUUGUUUUUGGAAAAAUAUGAUAGAGAACUGUAUAGUUUCGCAAUUUGGGGAAGAGUAUUCGCCGGAGACGGUGAACUAGAAGACCCUCCACUAACAGAACCCACUACGUUACCAUCUACAGAAACUACUGAAGUAUCACUGGAUAGCACUACCACCGAUAUAGACGCUGAUGACGAUUCAUCUGUUAGUCAUUUAAUAACUAAAAGUUUGCUAAUACCAGUAUUAUUGUUAUUGUUGAAAUAAAACUUCGAGGUAUACAUACGCCCGGUUUCUGACAGGUUGUUCAGCAAAAAAUAAAAUACAAAAGCCAUUGAAUCUAAUUUUAACAGUUAAUUCAAGGGACGGACAAUCACUGCAGGUUGCUGCGAGUUAUUUAAAGUAUAUCCUUAUAUUUAAAAAAGAAUGACACAAUCGGCGGAACACAUACUUUGAUGAAAGGAACUUAGAAACAGGAAUUGGGUAUCUAUAGAACUUUACAGCUGAACUUCCUCAUGUAUCCACCCUGGUUUACCAACGUUCGUUUUGACUGUUUAACUGUAACAGCAACAGCUCAUAGGCUUCGAUCCGGACAUGUUCCAUUAAACAAAUUUGGGUAUAUAAUGAAGAAAGUUAACUCCCUGGAAAAAUUGACGAUGUCCAACAUUUGUUGAUGUAAUGUGUAAGGAAUUCGGACAUAAGAGACAAAUUAGUUGCGGAUUUGAAAAUCGAUAAACAUAAUUAUGGGCUGUUCCUUUGCUUUCUUGCAGAACCCAACCUCCAAAGAGGCUUUUUUGCUUUAGAAAUUCACAGCAAAGUUUGAUUAAAAAAUGGGACU